This is a messenger RNA of Cheilinus undulatus (humphead wrasse), 778 nucleotides long. It is a transcript of the gene thoc7, whose product is annotated as THO complex 7. Gene Ontology annotation, cellular component: THO complex part of transcription export complex. Gene Ontology annotation, biological process: mRNA processing; mRNA export from nucleus. Lineage: Eukaryota; Metazoa; Chordata; Actinopteri; Labriformes; Labridae. The record is from RefSeq and is a predicted model, not a curated record. Bases 76 to 687 code for a protein of 203 amino acids. The transcript has 8 exons.
UCGGUGCUGAGAGGAGGGGCUACAUGUUUCGUUCACUUCCGGUGGCUCAGUACAGUUAUCUGUUCAGGUAUAGACAUGGGAGCUGUUACAGAUGAUGAAGUUAUCCGGAAACGUCUUCUCAUCGACGGAGACGGAGCUGGUGAUGACCGUAAAAUCAAUUUGCUGCUGAAGAGUUUCAUAAAAUGGUGUAACUCGCCCUCGAUCCCGGAGGAAGGGUUCACUCAGUAUCAAAGGAUGUUGGGCACACUGGCCCAGUGUGAAUUCUCCAUGGGAAAGACUUUAAUGGUUUAUGACAUGAACCUAAGGGAAAUGGAGAAUUAUGAGAAAAUUUACUCCGACAUAGAACAAAACAUCAUGUCUGCACAUGAGAAGAUAGCUGAAUGCAAAAAAGAAAUUCAAAGGGCAAAGCGAAUAAGAAAGAACCGCCAAGAGUACGAUGCUUUGGCUAAGGUCAUCCAGCAACAUCCAGACCGACAUGAAACACUGAAGCAGUUGGAGGCACUUGACAAGGAACUCCAGCAACUCUCUCACAUCAAGGAGAAUGUAGAUGCAAAGUUGGAGUUGAGGAAGAAGCAGUUCCAUGUUCUGCUCAGUACCAUACAGGAACUACAGCAGACCCUUGAGAAUGAUGAGAAAUCAGAGAAUGACGACAACAAUCAGGGGAGCCCUGUGGGGAAUGGUGAAUGAACUUGUGAAGCUGUGAAACAAGCCUCUUAUAAAUGAUUUUUUUGGUGUACUACUUUUUUACAUGUGUUUUUGAAUAAAACUUACUUGUCUA